Messenger RNA from Penaeus vannamei (Pacific white shrimp), 2228 nucleotides. The record is from RefSeq and is a predicted model, not a curated record. Lineage: Eukaryota; Metazoa; Arthropoda; Malacostraca; Decapoda; Penaeidae.
AUGAGGCAGAAUGGUGCCUUCCACCUUGCUCUGAACCAGGGUUUAAUUUUUGCUAAGGAAUGGCUCGAUCUCUUGUUUCCCAGCACCGUCCAGGGCGUGGAUGUGUCGGAGGCUCUCAAGGGCGCCGUCACGAACGCCACGUGCGGACUCAUCCCCGGCCGCACCACCUUCGCUGAAGGACUCCAGCUGACGUACUUGUGGACUUCCGGCUUGGUAGACGGCGUAAACAUGACCUCGCAUGAAGUGCUGACCCUCUCGGAAAACCAGGUCAUGCAGGGGUCCCUCUCCAUCUUGGGUGGAAGUGAAGAUAUUGCACUUACGGUCGAAAGUCUUACUUCUGACGACGGCCACUUCAACUCCAUGAAUCUGACAGAUUUGUGGAACACAGCUGUCCGGCUUGACCGAGAGAAUGUCGUGAGCGGCCAGGUCCAUUUCCAGGGCGAGGUGACCUUCCAAGAUCUUAGCCUUCACAAAACCCUCGAUGGCGUCUUGGACCUGAUAGCUUCUCCUCCAGACGUGUCGGAACUCGCCCUGCCUUAUGAAUACACCUACAAUAUAUCACGCAUCAACCACCAUGUUCUGGAAGGCCAAGCAAAGGAAUUCUGGGGAUGGCGGCGAGUGCAGGAGUUUCAUGAGCCCUUGGUGAGACUGGCGCCCCUCGUCAUGGACCCCCUCCUGCAAGGGCGGCCCUCGAGCAACACCACAGAAUACCUCGCUCUUAUAACGUCCUUGGGCAGCACCAAGGUCUUCAAGCUCCUCGAAGAUGGUCGCUAUGAGGAUACAAAUAUAAACUUAGGUGGAGUCUGUACCAAGAAUGCAGUGGGUUACACAAGCCAUGGGGAAGAGUUUGUUGUGACAGGACAUGUCUGCUUGGAUGUUACCUCAGAUGAUAGCACGAAAGUAGCAGGUGACAAAGAGGUGCUAAUCUGGAACAUCACAGCUGGUGGGGCCCGUUUGACGUCCAGUGUUUCCACACCUGGAGCAGCUGAUGUGCAGAUGGUGAUGCUACGCGAGAGGCCCUGUUUAGUCAUUGUCCAUGCAAGGGGAAAUGAAAUUCUUGUAACCUGUGAAAAUUCGCCCGGCCAUUUCCAGGAGCUCCAGCGGAUGACCACUACCUUCAACCCAGUCAAGGUGACUGUGGUAGAACACAUGGAUCCUAGUGGCAGCACCACCACCUUCUUAGGUGUGGCUGACGAAGGUGACUCGCAUGAAUACAUGGGUUCCUUCAUGCUGUGGCGGUACGAUGUCGAAGAGGACUCCUUCUCUCUGCUCCAGGUUAUAAGCAUGGAUGAUGUGAAGUGGGUAGAAAUGACGUCUCACUUGAACGACCUGUUCCUUGUUGUGGUCUCGGGGGCCUUCAGAGGGGACCAACAGGGGCAGGUGCUCAUAUACAGAAUGGACUGGUUUGACGGGGAUGGAACCCAGGCUCUUGGACAUUAUGGAACAGCCGUUCAUAGUGGCGAAUCAGAUCGGCUUACAGCUUUGAGAGCCAACCCGCAGUUCUACUUCGUUCAAGAGGCAGCGGUAGAAGAUCCCGUAGAGGCCCGGUUCUACACCCUUCCUGAUGGAGAACUUGAUCUUUACAUCAUCAAGCAGGACGGCAUGGUGGUUCGCUUCUCGCAGAAGGGAAUUCACAGGUUCUGGAAAGAUGGGGAGCUGCACGCCCCAGGGAAAGUCACCCUGGAUGUUUGGUCAUCAUGGGUCAACGGCAGGAUCGUCCAGCGACUAAACGCGGGAGGAAGUUCGUGCCAGGACAUCGAAAAGAAGAACUUCCCCGAGGAACCUGCUGUCGUGCUGGAGGCGCUGCGCCGCGGCGGGGUCGACUCCCAGGGCCAGCCACCGUGCCCGGCCAACCACUAGGCACUCUACAUUCUACGAAAAUCCUUCUCUAAAGAGUCGCUGUCCUGAAGGAUUUGCUUGCUACAUCUUCGACUGUUAAACGAACUUCAAGGAUAAGCGGUUCUUGCUUUUUGCGAGCACCCUUGUUAUUCUUUGGUUAUAUCUAUACCCAUGAUGUAUAGAGUAAUGUUUUGGUGACAUUCGAGCGUGAGGUCUCUCCUUUUAAUUGUUACUGAAUCUAGUCUUCUCUAUUAUAGAUACGUCGUGUAUAUAUGUAUUUUUGUAUUAUCGGUAUCUAUAUGUUUUAAGUUUUUGUUAUUGUUGAGAUUUAUUGAAGAUGGUCGCUAAUGUGAUCUAUUACUUUUAGCUUGUUUUUGUUGUGUUUGUCU